Molecule: messenger RNA, 1812 nt
Organism: Tetrapisispora phaffii CBS 4417
Lineage: Eukaryota; Fungi; Ascomycota; Saccharomycetes; Saccharomycetales; Saccharomycetaceae
Gene: SMN1
Product: Smn1p
Exons: 1
Coding region: 1-1812 (603 amino acids)
Biological process (GO): nucleotide catabolic process
Cellular component (GO): cytosol
Molecular function (GO): hydrolase activity
Source: RefSeq, a predicted model, not a curated record
AUGUUGCUUAAAAAUAGUGUUGUUUUAUUUACACUCUUAAAUGAAGUUUAUUGCUGGCCAAUACAAGGUGUAUUUGAUUCUAUAACAAAGCAUGCAGGUUUUAAUGAUGGUGGUGGUGAUACAUUUCGAAAUUUGAAUUUAGGGUCUGUUAAUUUUAUACAUACAACUGAUACUCAUGGUUGGUUAGGGUCCCAUUUAACACAAAAAAAUUAUGAUGCUGAUUGGGGGGAUUUUAUAACAUUUAUUGAUCUAUUCAAGUCAAAGAGGUUAUUGGAAGAUCAAGAUCUGAUUGUAAUAGAUACCGGGGACAAAGAGGAUGGCAAUGGCUUGAGUGAUGCCUCUUUUCCCAGAGCAAUUAACAGCAGUAGGAUAUUUAAUGAAUUAGAUUAUGAUCUGCUGACAUUAGGAAACCAUGAGCUAUAUAAUGGAGCUAUUACAACACAAGAGUAUAAAUAUACAGCGAUGUCAAAUAAAUUCAAAGAUAAAUAUGUUUCUAGUAAUGUUGAAUAUAUCAAUGAUUCAGGUGAAGCAGUACCUUUUGGGAAAAAGUUUGUCUAUUUCGAAACCCAAAAUUCAAAGACACGUAUUUUGUCUUUAUCAUUUUUGUUUGACUUUAAUGUCUCAAAUGAGAGAGUUAAAGUGACACCUGCCCUUGAAGAAGUUAAGGAGAGUGAAUGGUUUAAAAAAAUGACCGAACAAUAUAGUGAGGAUUCUAUAGAUAUGUUACUAGUUUUUGGGCAUAUUCCAAUGACUGAUCAUCAGAAUAAGGAAAUCAAUAAGUUACAUGAAUUUUUAAGGUCGAAAUAUCCAAACAUAGUCAUUCAAUAUUUUGGAGGCCACUCGCAUAUUCGUGAUUUUGUUCAACUAGAUACUAAAGCCACAGGUUUGCAAAGUGGAAGAUUUGCAGAAACGGUUGGCUUUCUUUCAAUAAAUGAUCUCAAAACUGAGAAACCAAAGUUCUUCAGAAGGUACAUAGAUUUUAGCAAAGCCUCUUUUUGUCAUCAUCUGCAUCUCGAUGAUGCAGAAUUGUUCUAUACCAAAAAAGGUAAACAGAUAUCGGCUAUGAUACAAGAUAUUGCUGAUGAACUGGAAUUGACAGAAGUAUAUGGGCAUGUGCCACAAAAUUAUUACUUUUCAACAAGACCUGUUAAUGCAAAUGACAGUAUUUAUCAUCUUCUGACAUCGACUAUUCUCCCAAGAUUGAACACGACUUUGAGUGAUGCUAGAGUUGGAAGAUAUAUUAUGAUUAAUAGUGGAUCAGUUAGAUAUGAUAUGUUUAAAGGGGAUUUCACUAAAAAUACUGAAUAUAUCGUAUCUCCUUUUGAUAAUAAUUGGGAGUAUAUAAAAAUUCCAAAUAAAAUAGCAUCAAAGAUUGCAGCAUAUCUUAAUGGAGAUAACUAUAUUAUAACUUUGGGUCAACCGCAUAUGAUCUCUAAGUCGUUCGUCAAAACUGAUUCAGUUAAUGAUAAAGGUAAUUGCCCUUCUAUUGCUUUGCCAUUUUUAACGGAAGGAUACACAACGUCAGAUGACUUUGGGUGUGAUGGUGAUGAUAGACUUCACAAUAGUCAACGAGAAUAUAAAAUUCCUAAUGUAGUUCAAAGUACUGAAAAUUUACAGUUCGCUCAAGAUGAUGAUAUAGUGCAUUUCGUAUUUUACAAUUUUAUGCAAAGGAAUAUCAUUGACGCAGUUAAUUGGAUAAUACAAAUUAAUAAGUAUAAAGAUAAAAUAAUCAGUAGUGACAACGUCAAAAAAUAUGGGGGUUCAUCUGUAAAACUUCUACUACGAGAAUACAUUCAAGAAAUUAGUAUGUAA